GUGUGCGGCCAUAGCGCCGUGUUGUGUGGGGCGAUACCGCCGUGUGGGCUGAGAACGAUCCGCCAAGUCCCCGCGAGGCGGAGCGGCUGAGGCAGUAUCGCCAAUGUCUCCCUGAGGCGGAGCCGCCGUGCCGGCUGAGGCGCCGCAGGAGCCUUCUCCAUACCUCACGUUACCAUGGCCACCCACUUCUCCAAGGAUCAGGAGAGAAUCAGGUGUGUGAAGGGGGACCUGUUCUCGUGCCCGGGCACAGAUGCCCUGGCUCACUGCAUCAGCGAGGAUUGCCGCAUGGGCGCCGGCAUCGCCGUGCUCUUCAAGAAGAAGUUUGGAGGCGUCCAGGAGCUCCUGGAUCAAAAGAAGAAGACGGGGGAGGUGGCGGUUCUGCAGAGGGACGAGCGGUACAUUUACUACCUGAUCACAAAGCAGAAGGUUUCUCACAAGCCCACGUAUGAGAGCAUGCAGAAGAGUUUGGAAGCCAUGAAAGCUCACUGCUUGAAUAACGGAGUCACCGACAUCUCCAUGCCCAGGAUUGGAUGUGGACUCGAUGGCCUGCAGUGGGAAAAGGUGUCAGCAAUCCUUGAGGAAGUAUUUGAGAACACUGACAUCAAGAUCACAGUUUACAGCCUGUGAGCAGAACAAAGAUCCCCAUUUCCCCCAUAUUUGGGAGCAGAACCUGUGAACUAAGGGGGGACCUGUGUGGGGAGCACGUUCUGCAUUCGGGUGUCACUCACUUGUGCGACAGCGACAGGGGCUUCCAGCAGCAACAAGCCCCGGAGAAGUUCAUUUGGGCUGUUAAUUAGCAGGAGGCAGCGGCGCUGUGAAAACCCUCGUGGAGCUCCCAGUGUGUCCCUGCAGCCACCAGGUGUCACUGGGGCUCCACGCAGCGAAACGGAGCCGCUGCCUCGUGAGGCCUCGGGGUUUCUGUUUGGGUUGGUGCUGAUGAGCUGCCGCAGGCAGCGCUGGCACCUCUGCUUUGUUCUGUUUGCCGUGUCCUGCCUGGCACUCGGGUCACUUCCCUGUUCGCACGGGUGGAACGGUUUCAUUUCUCCCUUCCGGCCACAAAUGGGGUUUGCUGGGGUUGUGCUCACUCAGGAUCAUGCUGUGGUGUUAAAUAAACGGUGCCCUGCUGUUGGGUUGGUACCUGUGGCUGUUCUGGGGACAGGCUGGGAUUGCAGGUGAGGAAAUACACCUGUUGGCUGUGUUUUAUACAUCAGCUCUAUAAUUUGUAGGGUGCAGAGCUCUGUUUGGUGAGGAUCCAAACAGGCUGAUGUGCUCUAAAAACUCACAGGAUGGAGUUUAAGGUGGGAUUUUCCCAUUUCUUUGUUUGUUGCAUUUGUAGUCCAGGUGUUACACAAAGGUUGGUGUUUGUCACCCAAAACAAAAGCAAAUCAGUACCACCCCUGGUUCCUGAGAUCCACGGGAAGCUCCUUAUUCUGGAAGAGUUUGUUCCAGAACUGAGGAACUGCCAGAGACAUGUCCUUCAUGUUUGGUUUCCCACCCUCCCACAGUAACAGAUCCUUUGGACUUCUCUCAUUCUGAAUGCCCAGGAAAGUGACAGGUGUGUUGAAAAAAUAUAAAAAUGGGAUGUAAGAGUUGGAAAUUUUGUAGCAUGGCAGGGUUCCCAAUUGGAUUUCCUUGGGAAGGGACUGGGUUGCUCAGUUCUGUGUGGCUUUUUUCUGCUACAAAUCCUGUUUGUCUUUAAGAUCUCCCUGUUCCUUGCCCAUAUUUUGUAAACCUGUUUGGUGGGGAAUUGCUGUAGCUGGGAAAAACAACCUUGGAUAAAGAGGAAUUUGGAGCAAUGAGCUGAUCCAGAACAGGCAUUGAGGCUGCUCAUGGAUUCAGUCCUUCCCCUUAUUUGUGUCUGGGUUUUUGUUCUGGUUCCUUACUCAUGGCAUCCCCGUGAGCUUUGUUUUACAUGGAAAAUGAUCCUGCUCUCCAACACUUGUGUGUACUCUGGAAAUUCUUUUGGCAUUUAGUUCUCCCUUCCCAGCUACAAAAUAUUCCCUGUGUGGCCGUCCUGGGAUGUCCUUGAACUCAGACUUGUCAGGUUCAAUUUAGGACUUCUUGCAAGUAGAGAAGAAGGAAUAAACAGUGCUUUGGCUUUUGCA
Molecule: messenger RNA, 2105 nt
Organism: Poecile atricapillus (Black-capped chickadee)
Lineage: Eukaryota; Metazoa; Chordata; Aves; Passeriformes; Paridae
Gene: OARD1
Product: O-acyl-ADP-ribose deacylase 1
Exons: 6
Coding region: 175-627 (150 amino acids)
Biological process (GO): peptidyl-glutamate ADP-deribosylation
Source: RefSeq, a predicted model, not a curated record